Molecule: messenger RNA, 4014 nt
Organism: Etheostoma spectabile (orangethroat darter)
Lineage: Eukaryota; Metazoa; Chordata; Actinopteri; Perciformes; Percidae
Gene: calcr
Product: calcitonin receptor
Exons: 22
Coding region: 362-2806 (814 amino acids)
Biological process (GO): adenylate cyclase-activating G protein-coupled receptor signaling pathway; cell surface receptor signaling pathway; positive regulation of cytosolic calcium ion concentration
Cellular component (GO): plasma membrane; axon
Molecular function (GO): calcitonin receptor activity
Source: RefSeq, a predicted model, not a curated record
AGCGCUUGGAUUACCGGGCAGUCAACUGUCACCGCUCAUAACGGCACAGACCGGCGCCCUGCCCAGCACUCCUCUGCCGCGCGCACCGCCGGUCAUUAAUUCAUCUCAUAAAAAGGCAGACACCUGUGCAAAGCUGCCACCUUAGCAGCAUUUUAUUGAUUUUUAUUAUGGGUUUUAUCUCCGUGGAUGCACAAAAUAAAGUUUUUUUUUUCUUGACGCUGCGUUUAAUAGGAGCGCAAAAGCUGCGAGUCCGUCUCUGAGAAAGGACACCGAGCUCCUCUGGACCUCCUCAGCAUCCGUUUCUUUUACCGGGGCGGCUGUUUGUGAAAUCUGUUGAACGUUUCGCCUGCUAGAGGAAGAUAUGAAGUUAGCGUGCUCCCUUUGGAUCCUUUGGUUUCUCCUGGUGCGUAGGGGUGUGGGAGGUGCUGAGUCAAUCUCAGAUCCAUCACUCAGGCCUGGAAAUAGCAUGACAGAUGGACAGAGCCAGGCGGUGAGCCAGGGUCAAUAUGAAUGCCUUGAGCUAUCCAACAAAGACCACCAAGCAAACAGAACGGGUUUGUUCUGCGAACGCAUGUGGGAUGGCUUUUUGUGCUGGGACGAGACACCGGCUGGGAUGUCUGUCACACAAAACUGUCCAGAUCACCCUGACAUGGACCCAACUGAAAAAGUGACAAAAUAUUGUGAAGAAUUGGGUAACUGGGUCCAGGCAGGGUCAACCACUUGUCAACGGGCUUCGAAGAACAAGUUAGAGAAGGGAGUUCCCCAUUUUUUAAGGGAUGCUGCUGGAGAGCCGACCACAGAGGCCACAGGGGUUAACCCAGAAAAAAGAAGCGUUGUGGAAAAACUGAUCCUCAAGAAUGAAAGGAAAUGCUCAGAGAAAAUGAAGCAAGAUCCACCUUAUAACAAAUCAGGGCUGCACUGCAGUCGUAACUGGGAUGGUUGGUUGUGCUGGGACGACACUCCAGUGGGAACCUACGCCUCCCAAAACUGCCCCAAUUAUUUUGGCGACUUUGACCCCACACAAAAAGUAACUAAGUACUGUGGAGAGGAUGGUCAGUGGUUUCACCACCCAGAGUCCGAUAUGAUUUGGACCAACUAUACACUCUGCACAACCACCCAUGAGAAGAGACUGAGGAAACUGAAAAUGCUUGAGAAUGAGUACCAAUGCCUCCUGAAACUAAGUCGAGACCCACCUUUUAACAAAUCAGGGCUGUAUUGUAGUCGGACCUGGGAUGGCUACCUGUGCUGGGACGACACUCCAGCCGGAACCUUUGCCUCCCAGAACUGCCCAGAUUAUCUUUUUGACUUUGAUCCCACAGAAAAGGCAACUAAGUAUUGUGGAGAAGAUGGACAGUGGUUUCACCAUCCAGAGAGCAAUAGAACUUGGACCAAUUAUACACUCUGUGCUGUCAACACUAAGGUGAGGUUGAAGGCAGCCUCCCAUCUCUCAGAGGACACAGAGGUAGAGUUUGCUGAUGAGACCACAGUCAGCCCCCUGGUUAACCCAGAAGAACAGGAAAUUGUGAGAAAGAAAAUCCUUGACAGCCAGUACAAAUGCUUUGAGAAAAUAAAUCGAGAUGCACCCUAUAACAAAUCAGGGCUGCACUGCAGUCGGAACUGGGAUGGCUGGCUGUGCUGGGAUGACACUCCAGCGGGAACAUACACCUCUCAAAAUUGCCCCAAUUAUUUUGUUGACUUUGACCCGACAGAAAAGGCCACUAAGUACUGUGGGGAGGACGGGCAGUGGUUUCGCCACCCGGAUACCAACAGGACUUGGUCCAACUACACACUCUGCAACGAAAACACUAAGGCAAAGUUGAAGUCAGCGUACAUCCUGUUUUACAUGGCCAUUGUGGGUCACGCUUUAUCCAUAGCCUCCCUGCUCAUCUCUCUGGCCAUCUUCUUCUACUUCAGGAGUCUGAGCUGUCAAAGGAUCACCCUGCACAAGAACCUCUUCUGCUCCUAUGUACUCAAUUCAGCCCUCACCAUCAUCUCCCUCGUAGCAGUUGUCAAUAAUCCUGAAGUGGUGGGAAGAAACCCAGUUGGCUGUAAGGUGUUGCACUUCUUCCACAUGUACAUGCUGGGCUGCAAUUAUUUCUGGAUGCUGUGUGAAGGUAUCUACCUGCACACACUCAUCGUAGUGGCUGUGUUUGCAGAGGAGCAGCAUCUGCACUGGUACUACCUCCUGGGCUGGGGUUUUCCUCUAGUGCCUGCUUCCAUCCACGCCGUGGCAAGGAAAAAGUAUUUUGAUGACAACUGUUGGAUGAGUGUGGAAACCCAUCUGCUCUACGCGGUCCAUGGUCCAAUAGUGGCAGCGCUUCUUGUGAACCUCUUCUUUUUACUAAAUAUUAUAAGAGUGCUGGUGACCAAGUUGAGAGACACACACCGGGCAGAGUCCAACAUGUACAUGAAGGCAGUGAGAGCCACCCUGAUCCUGGUGCCCCUGCUGGGAAUACAGUUUGUCAUUAUUCCCUGGAGGCCAGAGAACCCCUUAGCUGGGGAGGUGUACGAGUACAUCAUGCACAUACUAAUGCACUACCAGGGACUACUGGUGGCAACAAUAUUCUGCUUCUUCAACGGAGAGGUGCAGGCAGCUCUAAAGAGACAGUGGAUGCAGUAUAAAACCCAGUGGGGUCAGAGACGAAAGGACCACUGCUCAAUGCGCUCCACGUCCUACACGGCCACCUCCAUCACCGAGGUACCCGCCUUCAUGUACCACCAUGACUGUAACAGCGAACACUUGAACGGGCGCAAUACGGAGGACUCUGAACUGGUGGCGUUAAAAUCAGGAGAGACGUAUGCUUGAACAGCCGAAGAAAUGUACAGUAGAAGGGAAAUCCGGGUCGCCCGCAAUAUCUCAGUGAUUAAAGCUCAGAGGAUGAUGCCCAAGACAAUGAUACGGGUCUGGAAAAAAAGAGCUUAUUGCAAUGGAAAUGGAUUAGCUGCAAGGCUGACACUUCAUUUUACUUUACAUUGCUGUUGCGGCUGCUUUCUAAGAACUUUGAUGUCAAGAACUUGUGGCAUGAGACAAGAGCUGCUUUUGACAUGUGUCACUUCUUAAAGCUGCUAAUACUGCGGAGCUUGUGCUGGUGUAGAGACAAAAAUAACUGUGAUGAAGGUUUGGGGCGGUGUUUCCUGUUAGAGACGAUGGUGCUGAAUGUAACAGUGAUGGCGAUAUUGGUUCUGAUUGACGUGAGGUACAGGUGAGUUGUGUUAAUGGUGUCAUGAUAAUGAUGAUGAAGUAGAAGAACCAAUCCUUCCUAACCUCACCUAUACCAAAGGGUACUGUAUGUUGGGCACAGCCAUGAAGGGGUGUACCAGAUCUAGCUGAGAACAGAUGUGGUACCCUAAAGCUAAAGACACACACACACACACACACACACACACCAACAAACUUCACAAACCUGAUCCUAUGUGCCAUGACAGAGGUCAUCGAUCAAAAAGCCCUCUGAGUUUGAAGCUCUGGAAUUGUGUACAUAAUGUAUGUUUAUUUUGAAAAAAAAAAGUGUUUAAAUGUUUUUAAAGGAUUUUAUUUUUGUUUUCUAUUAAUAUUUUAUUCUUGCCAAUUCUUAAGUACGUGCUAAGUGUGUGUCCUGUGAUGCUGCACUCCCAACUGCGUUGUUGUUUUUUGCAGUUGCUGUGUUUGUGCCAAUGCCGAACAUCACAGGGCUAAGAAGCAAAAAGUAAGCUAAAUGCACAAAACAAAUUCUAUAAAUUAAAAAAAACUUUAUUUUGAGGUUGACCAGCCACAAGAGCUGUUUCCCAUCAUAUGAGAUAAUUAUGUUCUCAGCUGUGCCAAUGAUUCUGACAGACAAGCAGUUUAUCUGUGUGGUCUGAUUUUACUCCCAAUCAUCCAUUGUCAUGCUUACGAUGCCUUUGAUCUAUCGCCUGUUUUUUCAAAGUGGUAGUCCGUCCUCCGUGCAUAUUUAUUCAUGAAUAUUGUAUCAGUUUGUAUGAAUGAACAUCCAGGGCAAAGAAAAGGCUUGCUAAAAAUAAAAUGAGAGAUAACAUCCA